This is a messenger RNA of Aspergillus puulaauensis, 1638 nucleotides long. RefSeq lists its product as uncharacterized. Bases 1 to 1638 code for a protein of 545 amino acids. NCBI's taxonomy places the organism in Eukaryota, Fungi, Ascomycota, Eurotiomycetes, Eurotiales, Aspergillaceae. The record is from RefSeq and is a predicted model, not a curated record. The transcript has 2 exons.
AUGUCUCUCAAGGAUGUGUACCAUAGAUUCCUGGCUGCGCCCAAUCCGGCGUCCCUUGCCUCCGAUGUGUCCCUGAUCUAUAUCACCUCUACCACCGAGUUCAGGGGGGUAGACAAAGUGACCCAACACCUCACCAAACAGCAGGAAAUCAAGAUCAACUCUCAAACUGUCAUUGAUGCUGUACAGGGCUCUAACGCGCUCUCUCUGGAUGUCGACACUUCUCUUCAAUUCCUUACUGGAGGUGGAGCCUAUCUUCCUAACCUGGAUGAGACGUUCUUGUUCGAUCGCGUCGUGAAGUUCCCCACGAUCCAUAUCGUCCGCUUCAAUGCCCAGAAUCAAAUCCAAAGCGUCAGAAUCCAUUGGGAUCAGGCCUCCCUCUUAAAACAGGUCGAAGUCAUUGGAAACCGCGCUCGUAACUGGCCUGUUCGCGACGCGGACAAGCAGACUCGCCUGAUCAAGGUCGCAUCCUCAUCGGCUCCCUCAGACAAUGGACCUCCUCCCCCAGUAGCUCAGGCUGAGCCUUCAUUUGCCGCAAAAGAGGCUCAGGAUGAUGCUCCCGCAGCGCCCCCUUCGCCCGGAAAGAAACGCAUCAAGGAUCCUUAUGCGGCCGACUCACUCUUCGAGCUACUUUCACCUAGCAAAGACCGCGAACAAAACGUACAGCCUCCUCGCGCCCCUGCCUCCGCCAAGCCCCCACCUCGUGAUUAUAAUGAACUCUUUGUGGGUGACGAAGGGAGCGAUGAUGCGCCCGAUGCGACACCCUCGCGACCCCGUGCCGUCCCUCCCAAGAUUGGCGCAGGCAAGAACUUCCGCCCAUCGCGUAUCUUCGAGCCCGAAGAAGUCGAGAACUUGAAGGAGGAAUCCCCGGUCGCCCCUAAAGUUGGCGCCGGGAAGAACUUCGGUCCAUCCCGUAUCUUCGAUGACGAUGAGAAGCCGGAGCAGAUUGCCUACCGCGCGCACCCGAAGCGCUUCGAACACUUCGAGCUGGGUGCUGACAAUAGCAGCCGUGAAGUCAAGGCACCUGCCUCGCGCCCAGGCUCCCGCCACGUCAACAACUGGGAUUUUGAAGACUUCUCAACCCCCCAGAAGCCGCAACGCAAACCCCGAGGUGAAGAAGUCCGUCACUUUGGUUGGAGCGACGAUGAGCCUGAGCAGGAUUCACCGCCGGCCAAGCCCCGCGUUGUGCAGCCCCGGCGUGACGCCGAGACUCAUUUCCAGAUCACAGACGGUGACGAAGAGCAGGGCAACAAGCGCAUUAUCAAAUCAUAUCAAAACAAGGGAUUGGGGCUCUAUAAGAAUAAUUUGUACGGGGAAGCAGGUGAGGUCGAGGCCGAGGAGGACACUAAGAGGCAAGCCAGCAAAGAACGCCCUCUUUCUGUCGUGCACAAUGGGCCCAACCGCAAGAAGGACUUCGAACCCCACUGGGAGGUAACAGACGAACCUCAGGAAACCGAAGGCGAUGUCAGCCACGAGAACAAGAAGCCCUCGGAGGAUCGAGUCAAGGCCGUGAAGAUGAUGGAGCCAUCCUGGAAUCCCUACGGUAGAGCCUCAGAGCCAAGCAAGGCCGCCACACCACCACAGCGUCGGAUUUUACACAACGUGAACCAAAAAAGCUGGGGCUUUGAUGAGGAAGAGUAA